CUCAGAGGGCUUCAGCGAGCACUUUGUGCAUCACAUGUCAUGCAUCACCCCCCUGCUGUCUCUCUUUCUCACUUUUUUUCUUCUUCUUCUUUUUCUUCUCAGCGCGAACGCUGUCGCACUCGUUCUAACACACCCUAAAUGACACAAGUCAGCCUCUUUGCCAUUCUUCGCUCUCCAGCAACACAAACAGUAUCUCUCACUCACAACUUUGGAAACCAGCAAACGCGCUGAGCGGUCUGCAAAGCUUCCUGUCAUCCCAGUGAACGCAGUAGAGUUUAACAAGGGCAGACUUCCUGUUACAUCUCCAGUAUCCUGAGUAUAAAAUUCACCAAUGGAUCUCCUGAUGACAAGUUCACAGCUGCUUUGAAAGCACCAGGAGUUUGUGACUGUAAAGUUCAGCCUGUAACUGAGACUCCAAACCAUCCAAGAUUUUUUUUCUUUAAUUCAACUGUAACUUCUUCCUAAGGAGGAAUGGACAGCAAAACUACGGUGGUGGCCCUUGUUGUCACCCUAUUAAUCCUCCUUCUUGCGCUCUUUGUACUGUACAAGAAGCUGAACAGGGAGGCCGAAGGGGAAUAUACAGUCCGACGCAUCGUCUACAAAGAAGGAGGUCUCAGGGACCAGGCGAGAAGUGCAGCGUUAGCUGUGGGGGCACGUCUUGGGGUCCAGCUGUGGCCUGGAAGUGAUGAAGAAGAGGAAGGGGAGGAAAUGCAGGAAGUCCAAGAUGAAGAAGAACAGGUGGAUAGUGGUGAUAGUCAGGGGAGUGACACAGAGGGAGAUGAAGAGGAGGAGGACAACGACACGGACCGGUCUGGUAAUGCUAAGGAGAAAGAAAGUAAUACUUCAAAUGAUAACUCAAGUAUUGGGAGUUCAGAGGCAGGAGAGCAAACCAAACUAAACGAUGAGUCUGAGCCAAAGGGAGAGACGAGUGAAGAAAAGGAGGAGAAAGUGGGAGAAGAGCAGAGUAAAGCUGAGGCAAGUGGAGGGCCGGGAUUGCUGAUAGAUCUAAAGCAGUUCUCUGGAAGCGCGAUCUGGUCUGAAGAAGGUGGUGAGGGUAAAGGUGACGUGACUGCAUUGUGAGAAUCAGAAAUAAUGAAUAAGACUGAGGAAUCUGCCAAAAUCAGGAUUUCACAAACACCAGCUUCAUCCUCUAAAUGUCUCCCCACUGCAAAUUCCUUCUAUUAGUCUAAAAAAAAUAAAAUAAAAUAAAAGAUACAUGCACCCACCCAUUAAACCCCAAAAGCCUUAAACUCUCAUGACCUCACAUGACCUCGUUUUCCUCUGGUCCCAGUUCAAAAGUCUUUGAUGAAUAAAGCAGUUAUAUAAACAUACAGGGGUGCUCUAGAUUGUAACUGUAAAGUGUAAAAAAACAAAAACAAAACAAUACUUGCCUAUACUUUUUUGUUUUAAAUGUUUAUUUUAAUCUACAUAAGAAAUUGAAAACUGGAAACUUUUUUUUAGUGUUUUCUGUUCUGUUUUUUGUUGUUCUUUAUGCCAUUUGUAGAAAUAAAAAAAGGAGUAGUAAUUAAAUAUAGUGAUAACAAAAUAAUGUUUUAUUUGUUUUAAUGAAAAACAAGUGAAUGUAACCCGUCAAACUUUCAGUCAACAUACAUUUUAUAUGCUGUGUAAAUGGUCGAAAAUUUAAUAAACCACAUACUGAAAAUACGAAUGAAUUGUAUACUUUAAAAAUAUAUAAAACAUGUAGUAAUGCUAUCGGCGGAAGCAUGUGUACAUAGCGUGAUCAUAGCAUGACGAAGCUAAAAUUCUUCCGUGUUUUAUGUUUGUAGGGUUUUAGAGGAAAAAACAUGCUAGCGAUAAGCCACAAGUUUCCUGUUGUAUGCAUUAACCGGAACAAAUACAUAUAAAUAACAAUAUAACUUUCAAUAUUAACCGGAACAAAUGCAUAUAAAUAACAAUAUAACUUUCGUAGUCGUAGUUACACCAAAAUCAGCCACAGUGGCGUCACAGCCAAGAGUCACAGAUAAAACCUCUUCUUGUUGGUUAUUCAGCCAAUGGGGAUGUAGCUCAGUGGUAGAGCGCAUGCUUCGCAUGUAUGAGGUCCCGGGUUCAAUCCCCGGCAUCUCCAAUGACUUUUUUUUCAACUUUUAUUUCCCUAUAAGUUGUAAAUGUGAUGUGAAGUGCAAUAUUGUCACAGAAGUCACAGAAGAAGAAAUAAAAAAUUUUAAGCAAUUUAAAGCAGUACGGCAUAACUAUAUCCCAAACACCGUCACCUCAAUGUGUGCACGAGGUGAGGUACGUUUGCGAUUGGCCCAAAGCAGCCCGUGCUCGAAUGUGAUUGGACGGUGGAUGCCUUGGAGGCGUGGGGGUGUUCAUACACGCGAGUGUCAAACAUUUAUUUUCGCCGGUCCAGUACCUGAUAGUUAAGUGAGAGCUGCUCGAUUAAGGCAUUUUGGUUGAGCCAAUAAGUAAAGCUAACUCUAAACUUAGUGUGCCGAAAAUUUAUUAGAGCGAUUAUGUAACACGGACACGGGAUUUUACCUCAAAACAAACUACUCUACAAAGCAGUGUUUUGUUUUGUUUUUUACAGGAGGAGACGAUUUAACGGGGAGUAGGAUGUUACUAGCAUCCGCCGUAGUGGUAUGGGAAUGGCUGAACGAGCACGGACGCUGGCGGCCCUACAGCCCGGCUGUCUGUCAUCACAUCGAGGCAGUCAUCCGGAGCGACCCGCGCUGUGGUAGUGUCGUCCUCGGCCAGGUGGACUCUCGCCUCUCGCCCUACAUCAUCGAUUUGCAUUCCAUGCACCAGUUCCGACAGGACACAGGUACCCUAAGACCGGUGCGACGCAGCUUCUACGACCCCACAUCAGCGCCAGGCCAGGGCUGGUUGUGGGAGUGGGAGAACGACGCUGGUAGCUGGACGGCAUACGACACUGAGGUGGGCAUUGCAAUCCAGGCAGCGCGCGACCGUCAGCAGCCCUGGCUGGACCUGGCGCCGCUGGGUUUCUGCUACCUCAUUGACUUCGAAAGUAUGACCCAAAUCAAUGGGCAAACUCAGCGCUGCAGACGCAUCCAGCGCCGUUCUGAUCUGGCUUACCCGCUGGUAUCUGGGCCACUACCCAAGUCUCACCAUGCCUGGGGGCCAACGUCCAUGCCUGGACACGGAGGACUUCUAGGUGUUGAUGUAUCUGGAGUGGGCAUGGGGAUCCGGAUGAGCAGCAGUGGGACUGGAAACGGGAGUGCGUACCCCAGCGGGGCACUCCCGGCUUCGGCCAUCACUUCUUUGGGACAGCCAUGCGCCUGUCAGCAGUGUAUGCUGUUGCUAAGUGUCAAAGCAGGCACCAUGUCGACCGCUCACACUCUCGGUCGAAGACCACCACAGACUAAACCACCAAGUCCCAAACUAAGCAGCCUCCCCAUCCCAGGAGGCUCUUAUUCACUAACCCUCCCUCGGCCUCCAACCCUGUCGAGGUCGCUUUCCCCCCACAGGACAUCCAUGGUUGGGGCGACAGGUGGAUUCAACAUAGGUGGAAUGGGAGGUGCAGGAGGUAUGAGCAUGGUUGGUGCUAGCAGCGUUGGCACUACAAGCCUUGGCUACGGAGGAGGCUUCACCCAUUCUCUUUCCCUUCUUGGGUCAGCCACAGCUGGUCUCUCCAUCUCCUCCACAAGGCCCCCACCUCCUCCUCUCCCACCACCGCUGCCACCGCCUCCCCCACCCUCCACUACGCUAUCAUCUUCCACCACCUCCACCCCUCACCCUUCCACCUCUGUCUCCUCUCUUUCCAUUUCCUGUUCUGCCCCCACAGCACCUGCCUCAGGGCCACCUCUCAUCUCCACAGCUACAUCCACCUGCACCCCAUCACCUUCUGCCCGUGUCCUGGGUCCAGUGUCUUCAUCCGGUGCUGCCGCUGCUGCUGCCUGCGCAGCGCCCCUGCCACCAAGGUCUAGCCUCGCAGGGCUGAGCCGUCCGGCGCUGCAGCGUAUUGCCAUGGCUCAGUCGCGCGCCCUUAUCGCCUCUGGAGUGCCAACAGUUCCAGUGAAGAACCUGAAUGGAUCCAGUCCUGUACAUCCUGCACUGGCAGGUAUAACAGGCAUCUUGAUGAGCGCAGCAGGGCUUCCUGUCUGCCUGACCCGCCCUCCCAAGCUGGUGCUUCAUCCUCCACCUGUCAGCAAGAGCGACCUCAAACCUGUCCCGGGGUUGGGCCACUGCUGUCGCAAGACCACAAAGAAACAGGCCCGGAAAGGCAAAACUCCAGAGGAAGUGGUGAAGCGCUACCUCCAGAAAGUGCGAAAUCCCCCAGAGGAGGAUUGCACCAUCUGCAUGGAGGCCUUGGCUGGACCAUCGGGCUACAAAGGUCCUGGUGUGGGUGGCAUCUCCAGGGCCGAGUCGGUGGGUCGUCUGGCACAAUGCGGUCACCAGUACCACCUGCAGUGCCUUGUUGCUAUGUACAAUAACGGCAACAAGGACGGCAGCCUGCAGUGUCCCACCUGCAAGACCAUUUACGGAGUAAAGACUGGCAACCAGCCACCCGGCAAGAUGGAGUACCAUGUCAUCCCACACUCCCUGCCUGGCCACCCAGACUGCAAAACCAUCCGGAUCAUAUACAACAUCCCUCCUGGCAUCCAGGGCCCAGAGCACCCAAAUCCAGGCAAACCCUUCACCGCACGUGGGUUCCCCAGACACUGCUACCUUCCUGACAGCGAGAAGGGACGCAAGGUUCUGAGGCUGCUUCUGGUAGCGUGGGAUCGUAGGCUCAUUUUCUCUGUGGGUACGUCGAGCACUACAGGUGAGAGCGACACAGUCAUCUGGAACGAGGUGCAUCACAAGACCGAGUUCGGCUCCAACCUGACGGGCCACGGGUACCCCGACCCCGGCCACCUGGACAAUGUCCUCGAAGAGCUCAAAGCUCAGGGCAUCACCGAGGAGGAGUGUCUACCCAGAGACUGAGCAGAGACAUUCACAGCACUGAAGACACAAGAAGAUACCAGGCGUGAGUCUUUAAACACAAUCCUGGGACGGGGAUCCGCAGCUAGACGGACCAGUUAUUUUCAAAAUGUGAUGAAACGAACAGAAGAAACUUUUACACCAGAUGAUGGAGAAGGACUAGAAAACAAAACCCCCAACAGAAAUGGCGUCAGCAGAAUUUGCUGCGACUUGAUUUUUUUUUUUUCUCUUACGACUGCAUGAGUCAGUUUUGAUAUGUACGUGGGGAAUCAUUUUCUUUCCUGAUGCAGUAACGGUGUCAAGGUUGCCGAUGUUACUCAGUGAGACAUUUGAGACCACUGUGCACAUACGAGUCAUUGUUAGUUUGUGGGGGGAACAAAAACUGUCAUUUAUACUGUCAGACUUCAUAUCAAGAAUGUAACUAAUUGAUUUUGUUUUUCUUAAGUGAUGAAGUGUUUACCACUCCUGCUGCUGCUGAACCGAAUGGAAGUGAAAUUUAAGAAAUUAAUGUGGGUUUGUUUUUAAAGUGUUAGUCCACAAGCAGAAGCAGAUAAAUCCUUCAAAUGUUUAACUGGAUAUCUGAGCAUGGAUAUUUGCUGACCUCUAGUGGUACUUUUCCAGAACUACAUUCCUUUUUAGGUUUGAUUUUUAACUUGUGUUCUUGUAUAUUAUGAAUACUUCAUAUAUUAUAUGAUAUCGGUUCCAUUCAUCCAUGUUUUUUUAUACUAUAAUUUCACAUUUUGUUUAAUAUGCUGUGUUCCAUUGUAUUGUUUUUGGGUUUGGCUUGACAGACAAAGACAUGGGAGGGAAGUUUAGAUAAGCUGCUGGUGUACCAGAGUUUGCCUGAUACUUUAUAUGCCAUUUACCAGCCCCUUUCUUUAAAAACAAUCAUUUUUUUAGUAUUUUUCUAUUUAAGAAAUAAGCUGACAUUCCUGAAUCCUUUGGCCCUGAGAGCAUGGGUGUAUUUAACAGCUUUCUAUGUCUUCUUGUAUCUGCAUUAAUGUUAAUGACUGAUAGAGGAAACCCUAUCGUGGAUUAAUCCAUUACCCCCCUAGGAGGCGUAAAUUCCCCAAAAGCUAGGAUUGGACCUCCUGCCUGAGCUCAGAUUUGCACAGUGUUUUUUACUUAGUGUCAAAAGGAAACAGCUUGUAUCUACUGUAUUUUUUUUUUCCUUUUUUGUGUAGGAUACACACCAGCCUCAAAUGCUCUAAUCACACUACAGAAUGUGGUCAUUGGUUGUAUUUGUCAUGUUUUGUUUUUUGCCAUGAGCGGUUCUAAAAGAUUAUCUUGAUGUGGGUCCAGCUUGGGCCAAAGUGGUCCACUGUGGACCAGGUUGUUAUGUUAAAGAGAAAUGCAGCAGUAUGUGUCAACAUACUAAUGUAGGCCAACAUCAAAAGCAUUUUUACUUUAUGAUAUUUUAUGUAUGCACUGUAUUCUAUGUAUAUGUUUUAUGUGCAUAAAUUUGCAUUAAACAUUUUUCUAAGGUUCAA
Messenger RNA from Oreochromis aureus, 6392 nucleotides. RefSeq names its product deltex 4, E3 ubiquitin ligase a (gene dtx4a). The record is from RefSeq and is a predicted model, not a curated record. Gene Ontology annotation, molecular function: ubiquitin protein ligase activity; zinc ion binding. The transcript has 12 exons. Lineage: Eukaryota; Metazoa; Chordata; Actinopteri; Cichliformes; Cichlidae. The coding region runs from base 2575 to 4905 and encodes 776 amino acids. Gene Ontology annotation, cellular component: nucleoplasm. Gene Ontology annotation, biological process: protein ubiquitination; Notch signaling pathway.